CUGACAUCUUCCAAAAUGAGCGGCCUGGACGAGGGCAGUGCGUUCUUUCUCGCUGACACCACGACCCCUGCCCAUGCCCAGGAAGUUCUGGAUCUGAACCAGGACCAGGGACUCCGCGAGGAAACCGACGCCGCGCAGGGAAUGGAGGCCGUAGGUGAGGCCCGUGCGCAGGGAGGCGCGCCCCCGGAUUCCGAGCACUGCGGCCCUGCGCUUUGCCCUGCAGUGGCUGAGAAUCGCGGUGCUGCGGCGGUGGGAGAGGGGCUGGAGGGUGCGCUAUCGCCAUCAAAGGGCGGGGAUGAAGCCUCAGCCCCUGAUGACAGCAUCGAAAAUGGCUGUCAGCCUGGAGGGCCGCGCAGCCCUGUUGGGUCCAAAGCUCUGGAAGCCUGUGGUGCCGUGGGCCUGGGUUUUCAGAUGAUGCCGGGGACGAAGAAGACUAAGGAAAUGACGGCGACCAAGUGCGCCAUCUCUGCGGCUGCGGGAAAGGAGGGAGAAGCAGGGGCAGCGGUGCAGGAAAGGAAGGGCGUGCAGAAGGAAAAAAAGGUAGCUGGAGGAGGCAAAGAGGAGAAUCGUCCUAGGGCCCCGAAGAUCAAUAAUUGCAUGGACUCGCUGGAGGCCAUCGAUCAAGAGCUGUCAAACGUAAAUGCGCAGGCCGACCGGGCCUUCCUCCAGCUGGAACGCAAAUUUGGGCGGAUGAGAAGGCUGCACAUGCAGCGCAGAAGUUUCAUCAUCCAAAACAUCCCAGGUUUCUGGGUCACCGCUUUUCGGAACCACCCCCAGCUGUCACCAAUGAUUAGUGGCCAAGAUGAAGACAUGAUGCGGUACAUGAUCAAUUUAGAGGUGGAGGAGCUUAAGCACCCAAGAGCCGGCUGCAAAUUUAAAUUCAUCUUUCAAAGCAACCCCUACUUCCGAAAUGAGGGGCUGGUCAAGGAAUAUGAGCGCAGAUCCUCUGGUCGAGUGGUGUCGCUCUCUACUCCAAUCCGCUGGCAUCGGGGCCAAGAACCCCAGGCCCACAUCCACAGGAAUCGUGAGGGGAACACGAUUCCCAGUUUCUUCAAUUGGUUCUCAGACCACAGCCUCCUAGAAUUCGACAGAAUAGCUGAAAUUAUCAAAGGGGAGCUAUGGUCCAAUCCCCUGCAAUACUAUCUGAUGGGUGAUGGGCCACGCAGAGGAGUUCGAGUUCCACCAAGACAGCCAGUGGAGAGUCCCAGGUCCUUCAGGUUCCAGUCUGGCUAAGAGCUGCCUUUCCCAGAAGCUCCUGCAGGAGAGUCCUACCACCUCCUCAGUGUGGCCAGCAGCAUGCAGCCUUCUGUCUGCUUUCUCUAUCUGUUGGAUUGUGUCCUUUGGUUCUUCUAAGUCUCCAGUAGUUUUCAAGACUGGCUUCCACAUCUGUGCUCUUUUUCCUCUAGGCCAUCACGACAUUCUGCAUAGUGUUUAUGGUAUUCCAAGUGCAUGGCCUCCCAACUGCUUCUAAGCCAAGCUCACAGUGCUGUAGUGUGUCCUGCCUUCCUUCCUUUGCAUGGCUUGGUUCCCGUCUGUGACCAUGUCUUCUUCCAGUUUCUAAAGGUGGUUCUCUACCACAAGAAAGCUUGACACAUCCUUACCAAGGACUAGCCAAGUUUCCAUUCUUUCUGCUGUGUCCCUGAUGUCUGUGUACUGUGAUGAACUGUGACUUUUACCACUGCAAGAUGGGACUGCAUCCCAACCCAGCCAUCAGCCCAACAGGACAUUCCAACUGAUCCUAGCUGCCUUCCUGGGCCUUUGCCCUUUGCCCUGCUUGUUACCGGUGUAACAAGCGAGUGACUGCUGGGGGACCGCUAGGCAUGAGUGAAGUAAGAGUCGAGGAGUGUUUUGUUUCCACACUGGCCUUGUUCCUUUGGUUACUGUACAUCGUGACCAACUCCUGGUGAGUAUGAAGGCCUGUGCAAUUGUCCAGUAGUUCUCUCCUGCUUGAGCUUUGCACAGGCCAACGUUGCUCCUCAGGAACCGUCUAAGCUGCUAGACGGCACCCAGGACGCCCUCGACAGUGUGCACCACUGCCCAUGGCUCGUGUUGGCUAUUGGGCAGGAUGUGUAGUCGUCACACGCGGCAGUACCCGUGGCAAAACUGGAGCGGUCUCUUCUAGCAGGUGGUCUCUUCUGAGCCCUAGCCAACCCGUUAUUCCCAAUCCAGGCAACUCCCUUAGGUAGCCCCCCCCUCAUCCACACCUGCUCUGAUUAAGUCUAAGGUGCCUAGGUUGGGGCAGUUAGAAACCAUUUGUGGCACACAGAGUUUGCUGUGUCUUCCUCUCUCUGACUCUUCUCUUUUUCUUCCUUGGUCCCUUUCUCUUUAAAGCAGUUACAGCCCAGAGACAGAAAAACAAAACUGGCAGGAAGGUUCAUUUUUUUUUUAACCCCUCCCCGGUGUGUACAGGCAGAAAAAACAGACACUGUAGUCUCCAAAUCUCUUGCUGCCUGCACCAUUUCACACUUCUCUUGGCAACAUCAGAAUAUUUCAGGGGAGGCCGUUUUCCCUCCUCCUUCUCCAUUCUACCAGACGCCGCCGUGCAUUUCUUAAGCUCUAGUUUGAGUGUCUGGGACAAGAGAAAGAAGACUCAAUGACAGACUGUGCCACCCCAGAGCAGGAUGUGAAUGAACUAACUAUGACUGCACCCGUUUCUAAGGGCACUGGGUCUUUCUCAGGCCUCAGCCUGUAGAAUGACCAGAGACCAGCUGCCUGCAUCAUCCCUGUUCAGUUUGCCUGACCUUGGCCCUUAUUUAUCAGCUUUUGAAUUUCCUUCCUUGUUUCCAUCCUAACAAAGGAGGGAGUGGGCUGUAGAGUGCAUUGUGGGAGAAUCCAAGCCUCUUCUGAGGGAUGGGGAAUGCGAGCCACGCUCCCUGUGGGUAUGCAGCAGUGACAGAGGCUCCUAGUUCUGAGCCGGCAGUGUUGCCCUCACCCAUUCCCUUUCUGACUUACAGGACUUGUCUGAAGCUCCUCCAGGGCUCAGGAGAUCUGGAUACCUUCAGCGGAGGCUGGGAAUUUAGCAAGAGGACUAGAGGGAAAGGGAGCGGUGUUGCAGAGUGAGUUGUAGACCAGCUGUGAUGAUUGACAUCUUCAGGAGCAAGGUUGGGGGCAGGGGUCCCUGAGGCAUGUUCUGGGGCAGAAUGGAGAGAUCAGAUGGGUUGGGAUUUAAAAGGGAUGCUUGGAGGAUUUUCCUAUAGUUUUACCUAACUCUCAGCUUCACCAAUAGAUCUUUUUUUAAACAGAUGUAAGUCUGGGUGUUUUUUUUUUCCUGUCAGAUUCCAGGAGUGACCUUUGUCUGUAGAUCAAUGGCAUACACUCCUUAUCCCACUGUGCUUGAGCAAACCCUAUGACUCCCUGUCAGCCGACUGGCAGAAUUGAUGUUUACAAGCCUGCCUCUUGCUUAUAAUUGAGAACAGUGCAAACAUUUGAAUUUCUGUCCUUUGCAGUAUGAAGAUUCCUGUGAAUAUUCAUUACUAGAUUAACUUAUUCUGAUGUCUGUUCACCUAUAGCUGUUAUUCUUAGAAAUACAAUCCGCACAAUGUGAUCUUUGACAUCUGAAAAACUGUUGCUGUGUCUUGUAAAAGUGAUUUCAAAAGGAAAUAUGUAACUUGUCCUACUGAUAUUUCUUGCUGUAGAAAUACUUGACAUUAUGUUCUUAACCAGUGUGGGGACUAGAAUUGCUGUCACAGUGAGAAUCUUAGUCCUUUGUCUUCUCCUGUGUGCUUGAAAGGAAACUAUGUUACUGUUAUGUUUCUUGUCUUCACCAAAAAGAAAUAAAUGAAUAAAGA
Molecule: messenger RNA, 3788 nt
Organism: Phodopus roborovskii (desert hamster)
Lineage: Eukaryota; Metazoa; Chordata; Mammalia; Rodentia; Cricetidae
Gene: Tspyl4
Product: TSPY like 4
Exons: 1
Coding region: 16-1233 (405 amino acids)
Biological process (GO): nucleosome assembly
Cellular component (GO): chromatin; nucleus
Molecular function (GO): histone binding; chromatin binding
Source: RefSeq, a predicted model, not a curated record